Chaetura pelagica (chimney swift) is the source of this 1943-nucleotide messenger RNA. RefSeq names its product retinoic acid receptor, beta (gene RARB). The record is from RefSeq and is a predicted model, not a curated record. Gene Ontology annotation, biological process: retinoic acid receptor signaling pathway; regulation of transcription by RNA polymerase II; cellular response to corticotropin-releasing hormone stimulus. Gene Ontology annotation, cellular component: nucleus; transcription regulator complex. Lineage: Eukaryota; Metazoa; Chordata; Aves; Apodiformes; Apodidae. The transcript is spliced from 8 exons. The coding region runs from base 325 to 1692 and encodes 455 amino acids. Gene Ontology annotation, molecular function: nuclear glucocorticoid receptor binding; nuclear receptor activity; zinc ion binding.
GACUGUGUGAGCAUGCAUCAAUAAAGAGCAACUGUCCUCCCAGAAAGAAUAUCUGUGUAAGCAGCUGAACUGCAUCAAAAUACCCAUAGCAGAAGACUUUCUGUCCAUGGUCUGCAGAGCAAGAAUGUCCUGGAAAAGAGAACAGUAGGAAGCAGCGAUGACAUCUAGGAUGGACCUGAUCUAGUGAAUUACCUUUUCAUCAUCACGCAAUCCAGCUCAAGCCAUACCUGUAGGCUUGAGAGCCCUCUUCAUUCACAAGUUCAGGUAUCUAUUUGCUGGCCUGGAGUGAUGCAACAUAGUAUUUAUACACUGUGAAGUGUUAACAUGACAACCAGCAGCCGCACAUGUCCUGUACCAGCUGUGAAUGGACAUAUGACUCACUAUCCAACAGCACCAUAUCCAUUGCUUUUUCCACCAGUUAUUGGUGGGCUGUCUCUACCUUCCCUCCAUGGACUCCAAACUCACCCACCGACUAGUGGAUGCAGCACCCCAUCACCUGCAACAGUUGAAACUCAGAGCACCAGUUCUGAGGAACUUGUUCCGAGCCCUCCUUCACCACUUCCACCUCCUCGAGUUUACAAGCCCUGUUUUGUCUGUCAAGACAAGUCAUCUGGAUAUCACUAUGGUGUCAGUGCUUGUGAGGGAUGUAAGGGCUUUUUCCGCAGGAGUAUCCAGAAGAACAUGGUUUACACAUGUCAUAGAGAUAAAAACUGUGUUAUCAAUAAAGUUACCAGAAAUCGCUGCCAGUACUGCAGACUACAGAAGUGCUUUGAAGUGGGAAUGUCCAAAGAAUCUGUCAGAAAUGACAGGAACAAGAAGAAGAAGGAACCUUCAAAGCAGGAGUCCACAGAAAACUAUGAAAUGACUGCAGAGUUGGAUGAUCUCACUGAGAAGAUCCGAAAAGCUCAUCAGGAAACCUUCCCCUCACUCUGCCAGCUGGGAAAAUAUACCACGAACUCCAGCGCAGAUCAUCGGGUUCGACUGGACCUUGGGCUUUGGGACAAAUUCAGUGAACUUGCAACAAAGUGCAUUAUUAAAAUAGUGGAAUUUGCGAAGCGAUUGCCAGGCUUUACAAGUUUGACCAUUGCAGACCAGAUAACUCUACUUAAAGCAGCCUGCCUGGAUAUACUGAUCCUUAGAAUUUGCACAAGAUACACACCAGAACAAGACACCAUGACUUUUUCAGAUGGCCUUACCCUAAACCGAACUCAGAUGCACAACGCCGGAUUUGGCCCACUGACUGAUCUCGUGUUCACGUUUGCCAACCAGCUCCUGCCUUUGGAAAUGGAUGAUACAGAAACAGGUCUCCUUAGUGCCAUCUGCUUAAUCUGUGGAGAUCGCCAGGACCUUGAAGAACCAGUGAAAGUGGAUAAGCUUCAGGAACCGUUGCUUGAAGCACUGAAAAUUUAUAUCCGAAAGAGACGACCCAACAAGCCUCAUAUGUUCCCAAAGAUCUUAAUGAAAAUCACAGAUCUUCGUAGCAUCAGUGCAAAAGGUGCAGAACGUGUCAUUACAUUGAAAAUGGAAAUUCCUGGAUCCAUGCCACCUCUUAUUCAGGAAAUGUUGGAGAACUCUGAAGGACACGAACCACUGACACCAUCCUCCAAUGGAAAUACUGCAGAACACAGUCCGAGUAUCUCACCCAGUUCAGUGGAUAACAGCAGUGUCAGUCAAUCCCCUAUGGUGCAAUAAGACAUUUUCCAGCUACUUCAGACAUUCCUAAUACCUUAUGUACAGGGAUGAAAAGCAAGAAAAACAUUUUUACUGCUGCUUAGUUUCUGGACUUAAUAUAUAUCUAUAUAUGUGUAUAUAUAUAUAGAUAAAAACUCAACAAGGACCAAUAAAUUUUCAUAUGUAUCGAUAUAUACUCCUUGCUGUUUAAACUCUUAAAACUAGAAAAUGCAAUCUUUUGAAACUCUAAAUCAGCCAUUUCAUGCAAAAAA